Messenger RNA from Homarus americanus (American lobster), 987 nucleotides. RefSeq names its product C-type lectin lectoxin-Phi1-like. The record is from RefSeq and is a predicted model, not a curated record. The coding region runs from base 69 to 743 and encodes 224 amino acids. NCBI's taxonomy places the organism in Eukaryota, Metazoa, Arthropoda, Malacostraca, Decapoda, Nephropidae. The transcript is spliced from 3 exons.
GGUCCGUCAGUAGUGUGUCGUGAGAAGUGUCUGGUGGCUGCCACACGCACAUACAGUAGUUCGUCACGAUGGUCAUACUCUACGUCCUCCUCCUGGCGUCUGCGGUGAUGGGUGCUGUGAUUAAUACGACCACCACGGCGGCACCUAGUGUGACAAAAAAAGCCACCACGGCGGCAUCUAGUGUGACAAAAGAAGCCACCACAGAGGGAACUGAUGCAACAACAGAAUCCAACGCAACGGCAAAUGAGUCCGCCGAUUCGAUACCGACGGCGAUGACCGGAUCCUUGGUGGCAGCAUUGACGAACGCCAUCAACAAGUACUUAGAAGUCACUAAGGCAGUCGAUCAUGUUACCCAUUGUCCCUACCCCUACUCCAUUGUGCUAGACGAGUGCUUCUACAUCGGUCGCCAGAAAAUGAGCUGGAUAGACGCCCGGACCCACUGCCAAGGGAUGAAGGGUGACCUCGCCUCUCCUAACAACAUCUACGCCCUCAAAGCCUUCCUUAUCGACAAACUAGAUUCAGCCGCGGUGUUUGUGGGCGCCACCGAUCAAGAGAAGGAAGGUUCGUGGUCGUGGUUGGACGGGCGAAACAUUGUAGAAAACGAUUUUUCCGAAGGUGAACCAAACAACCAUAAAGGAAUUGAGAACUGCGCCGGAUUAGAUACAGAGAAGGUUCGGGUGCUCAAUGAUCGGGAUUGUUCGGAUCACAUACAGUUCGUGUGUGAGUUUCAACUAGGAGGGUGAGGAACUUCAGCGUGAUAGUGAGGAAGAACGACAUUAGUUGCUUCUGCUUCGCCCGAUGAUGAUGGUGAUCCUACAAUGAUGAUGAUGAUGAUGAUGACUGUCUCUUCACGUGUUGUUGUUUUUGUCUGGCUCUACCAAGCCACUCAAAUCAUUAAUGUUUAUUUUUGUGUACCUCUGAAUUAUUUCUGCCUUGCGUCCUUCAUAAAGAAAUAAUUUAAAUUAAUAUAUAAGAACACGAGGUAAA